Molecule: messenger RNA, 615 nt
Organism: Solanum pennellii
Lineage: Eukaryota; Viridiplantae; Streptophyta; Magnoliopsida; Solanales; Solanaceae
Product: E3 ubiquitin ligase BIG BROTHER-related-like
Exons: 1
Coding region: 1-615 (204 amino acids)
Cellular component (GO): nucleus
Molecular function (GO): ubiquitin protein ligase activity
Source: RefSeq, a predicted model, not a curated record
AUGUCUCAUAUUAAGUCAGAACAUUCAGAUAUUGGUGAAAUUGUUGAUGAAAUUGAAGAAGAAGCAGAGGAGUUGUCGGAUAAAGAUAUUAUGGAAGAAGACGAGGAAGAGGAAGAGGAGGAAGAAGAAAUCGUGAAUGAGUUACAAAUAGGAAUGGAGUAUGAUAUACAUCUGCUUGAUCAAGGCAAUCAGCAAACAAGUGGAAGGAGGACUAGGACAGCUCGAAUAAAAGUGAAUACUAACUACAUUCGUUACAAUAUUCAAGUGCCUCAAUCCAUUCUUGAUCACACCUAUACUGAUGAAAUUGAAGACGAAGAAGAAGAGGUGGUGGAGGAAGAAGAUAUUAAUGAGUCUGUGGAUCAAGAUAUGUCUGAGUAUUUAGAAAGAAGUACAUUUUAUGUUACUUGUAUUAUGGACAUAGACGCCAACAAAGAUGCUGAUGAUGAUGAGGAACAAGAAGCAUGUGCUAUCUGCUUGCUUGAAUAUAAAAAUGACGAUAACAUUGGCACACUUCAAUGUGGCCAUGAAUUUCAUGCUGAAUGCAUCAACAAAUGGUUGCACAGGAAAAAAUCAAGUCCUUUUUGUAGAGCUUCAGUUUUGCCCACAGACACAUGA